AUGUCGCAAGCCGCUACUGUCUCAUCAAACAACCUGCCUUAUGCUGACCUGCCCCCCAUCGUGGCGGCGCUGUUCGAGGCUAAAGCGAAGAAAGGGUUGUCCUUUGAAGAUAUUUCUAAGGCAAUCGGAAGAGAUGAGGUCUGGGUAGCUGCAGCUUUCUAUGGACAGGCCAAAUUCUCUCCCGAGGAGCUCGAAGCUGUUGCGAAGGUCCUGGACCUUUCCGCAGUCAGCGUCCAGAGUGAGCUUGGUUCCCACUGGUGGCCUAACCGUGGUGGCCUUGGGCCUAUGCCCCCCACCGAUCCCGUCCUAUACCGUCUAUACGAGAGUGUGCUCGUGUAUGGUCAUGCCAUCAAGGCUGUCGUUCACGAGAAGUUCGGCGACGGUAUUAUGUCCAUGAUCGACUGCAAAGUUAACGUCACGAGGAAGCCUGACCCGAAGGGUGACCGUGUUGUUUUGACUUUCGAUGGCAAGUUCCUGUCCUACUCAAAGUGGUAA
This is a messenger RNA of Suillus paluster, 495 nucleotides long. Its product is annotated as cyanate lyase C-terminal domain-containing protein. The coding region runs from base 1 to 495 and encodes 164 amino acids. Lineage: Eukaryota; Fungi; Basidiomycota; Agaricomycetes; Boletales; Suillaceae. Gene Ontology annotation, molecular function: cyanate hydratase activity; DNA binding. The transcript has 7 exons. The record is from RefSeq and is a predicted model, not a curated record.